AAGUAAACAUAGUAGCAUCGUUAGCUGUGUCGCAAGCUUGUUCUGAAUCGACUUUGUAUCGGACUCAUUUUACUUUGUAUUAUCUACAAAAGCGAAAAUGUCUGAAAGAAAAGUGUUGAAUAAAUACUACCCACCAGAUUUCGAUCCAUCCAAAAUCCCGAAACUUAAACUCCCAAAAGAUCGCCAGUAUGUGGUCAGAUUGAUGGCUCCAUUCAACAUGAGGUGUAAAACAUGUGGUGAGUACAUUUAUAAGGGGAAGAAGUUCAAUGCUCGCAAAGAGACUGUUCAGAAUGAGCACUACAUGGGACUGCCAAUAUUUCGCUUCUACAUCAAAUGUACUCGCUGUCUGGCUGAAAUCACAUUUAAGACUGACCCAGAGAACACAGACUAUGCCAUUGAGCACGGUGCAACGCGUAACUUCCAAGCAGAGAAACUACUUGAGGAGGAGGAGAAGAGAAUCCAGCAAGAGAGAGAAGAUGAGGAACUGAAUAAUCCCAUGAAGGUGUUGGAGAAUCGCACAAAGGAUUCCAAGAUGGAGAUGGAAGUUCUGGAGAACCUCCAGGAACUAAAGGAGCUCAACCAGAGACAGGCUCAGGUGGAUUUCGAGGGAAUGCUUGACCGAUACAGAGAGAUGGAAAGGAGGGAGAGGGAGAGGAUAAAGGAGGAAGAUGAGCGUGAAACAAAAGAACUGUUGGAUCGUGCUCUAGUGAAAAGACUGAGGGACUCUGACUCUGAUUCAGAAAAGGAAGAGGAGAGCAGCAGCAGCCAAACAAAUUCAUCCAGUGCAGCCAAACCCACAGACAUCCUCACCACGGACCAGCACACGGAAGCACAGGGAGCCUCAUCUGGGGGCGUUAAGAGGGCCAAGGUGGAGAGCUGGGAGAGGAGCGUUGGGACUCUGGGAAGCAGAGGGGCUCUCAGCUCCCUGGUGAUGCGAAAGAAACCAGCAGCGACCGUCAAUGAAUCUCCAGAGGAAACAUCUGCUUCUCCUCCGAUCUUACAACCAGGUUCAAAAACAUCCAUGGCCGACUCCUCAAAUGCAUCGAAAGCUACACAUAAUGGCUCGUCGUCUCUCAGCCUGCUGGGGGCGUAUUCAGACAGCGACAGCAACGACAGUGACUGACGCUCCGCUGCAGACUAAAGGAAACAGAAUGGGAUUGAAUUUUUUUGAACCGUUGCACAGAAACUGAAAUCUUUUGGUGUUUAAUUAGGAAAACCUUGGCAUGAGUUGUGUCCGCUGCAUUUAACCACUGAAGUACAGUUUAGCUAUUAAAGCUUAGUUUAGCAGCUCCACUGAUGAUUUGACUUUUUAUCAGUGAACAUUUACGUUAAAAAAGGGAGUUUCAGUGUCUCUGUUUUUUUCUUUAUUAGGACCUCAACUAAAAACAAUCUUCUAUUAAUUUGUGAUGCGAAAUCUAUUGGCUGAAUAUUUUAGUUUUUAUUCAAAUAUAAUUA
Nematolebias whitei (Rio pearlfish) is the source of this 1455-nucleotide messenger RNA. RefSeq names its product YJU2 splicing factor homolog (gene yju2). The transcript is spliced from 8 exons. The coding region runs from base 98 to 1123 and encodes 341 amino acids. Gene Ontology annotation, cellular component: U2-type catalytic step 1 spliceosome. Gene Ontology annotation, biological process: mRNA splicing, via spliceosome. The record is from RefSeq and is a predicted model, not a curated record. NCBI's taxonomy places the organism in Eukaryota, Metazoa, Chordata, Actinopteri, Cyprinodontiformes, Rivulidae.